This is a messenger RNA of Aphanomyces invadans, 818 nucleotides long. RefSeq lists its product as hypothetical. Gene Ontology annotation, molecular function: protein heterodimerization activity; transcription coactivator activity. Gene Ontology annotation, biological process: transcription initiation at RNA polymerase II promoter; RNA polymerase II preinitiation complex assembly. The coding region runs from base 15 to 626 and encodes 203 amino acids. Gene Ontology annotation, cellular component: transcription factor TFIID complex; nucleus. The record is from RefSeq and is a predicted model, not a curated record. The transcript has 4 exons. NCBI's taxonomy places the organism in Eukaryota, Oomycota, Saprolegniomycetes, Saprolegniales, Verrucalvaceae.
CGGGUGGAAAUCCAAUGUCGAACAUCGACGACGAGCUCGAUGAGGCCAUGAUGGAGGACGAGAACGAAGGAGGCAUGACUCAAGAUGACGUGGAAGGAGAUGCGAGCAACAACGAUGACGUGGACAAGACGCAAUCUACCGAGAACUCAGACGAAGAUAAUGAAGCGAACGACGGAGACGGCGACAUUGACGAAGGGGACGACACCGGCGAUGACAACGACGACAGCGUCAAAGAUGAAGACGACGACGAGAACAACGAAGAAACUGAGAACUUGGCGAAGCUCAAGUUCAUCCAGAGUCUUCCAGAAGGAAAGAUGCGACAACACGAACAGUACCGGCGGUCACAUUUCGACAAGAUGGUCGUCAAGCGAUGCAUGAUGCAAGUGAUUGAGGAGAGCUCUGGAAACGAUCGGAAGGCCCCCAGCGUCCACAUGAACUUGUCGAUUGUCAUGUCUGGUCUGGCAAAGAAGUUUGUCGGUGAACUGACCGAAAAAGCACGGGAGCUUAUGGAGAAGAACGGAGAAUCGGGACCCAUUCGACCACACCACUUGAGGGAAGCUCAUCGAAAGUACUACAAGGCCCACCCCCUUGCGCGAGGACGCCAACGACGGCGCUUGCUAGCCUAAACUUGGCAGUCUCUGUAAUGGAGUUCGACCGGACCCGACUGGAGUUUUGCAGCGUGUGAAGAUGGACGAAAACUAGCACAGAUGCUGAUGGACGGAGUCGAGUACAUGACUCUGAUGUAUCCUCCGUUGGACCCUCUAGCGUAUGCGGGUAACUUGGUUUGUGUAUGGCGGCAGUCCCAGCGACGGACCCCA